CUAUGGUCCAUAAAAGUGGCCAUUUUUUUUUGAAAAAAAAAGUGGGAAGGGAAAAAUAGAUGUCAAAUAUUUCAAGGCUACAGUGUGAUGAUUCCAUUUUUUUCCAAACCAACGUGAUAACGUUUUCAACAAAUAAAAUAAAUAACAUAGUAGUGUCCGGGACUAGAGGUUACAAUCCAAUUCGAUGUGUUGUGUUCGUUUCGCCGACUGUAAACAUUCAAAAGUUUGGGGAACCAAGUAAGAAAGGAAGAUGGGAUAUUAUUGCACUGUCCCGCAAUGCACGUCGCUCGCCGGCAAGACGAAAAACGUGAAAUUUCAUCGGUUUCCUCGUGACGUGACUAUGGCAGACAAAUGGAACUUGAUUCUGAAGCGAGGCAAGCCGUAUACGAAGUAUUCAAAAGUUUGCAGUCUUCAUUUCACCCAGGCCGAUUAUAACGUCACAACUAUGGGUAAGAAUAAAGGACAAUGGAAGACAUUAAGCAAAGAUGCCGUGCCCUCCCAGAACCUGCCUAAACUGAACCCUGAUGGUACAGUCAUGGUGAUCAGGAAGAGCCGCACCGUUAAAUACAGGGAAGGCAAGAAGGAUGACAUCCAUGGUGAGAAGACUGACAAAUGGCCAAUGAACCUUGGACCACACAGUGUUCUGCAGACCACAAGUGACCCACACAUGGUCUGUGACCCACAGGACAAUAAUCUAGCAUACCGCUACCCAACACUAAACACAAUGAAUCUAUCACCACAAAUAAAUAAUCCCCAUCCUUCAAUGAAGCCCAAGAAGCAGGACGCCUUCAUGCAAACAGACCCAGUACAAUCUGAAGACGAUGAUUCACAACCGAACAACAGUUACAGCGAGGUUUCAGAGAAGUACCCCGACAUAGACUACCAAACGUACCAAAAAGAACAAGUUUACGAUAAAAAGUAUGAAGCGAAAGAUUACACUAACAAACAAGAUGAUUAUAUACCGCAAACGAACGAGGAAUAUAAUAAAGAAGCCGAGAAAUAUGCUCUCGAAAGGAAGUCCUUGAACGGUUACGAAAAACCCGUGGAGUUCCCGAAACAGGUCGACGGUUAUCCGAAACUCGACGCGUACCCAGGUUUCGAGAAACCAUUUCGUCCCGACUACGGGUUCCAGAACUAUCAGGAUAGCGUUGAGAUUUUGCGGAAUCAACAGCACAAUUUACAAAUGCUACAGGAACAACAUAGGAUCAAUGAAAAUCAGAAUUUUUUUAACGAAAGCCAUAUUAAGCAAGAGGUUGAUAUCAACGUUGAUGAUGACAAAUUCGCAUAUGAAAGGAGUAAGGAACAACUUGACGCUGACAUGUAUACGUCUAGGAGACUGGAACAACAGCGCGCCAUUCUAGAACAGAUACAACAUCAGGUCAAACAGGAACCUGACACUCCUAACGGAUGUGAGAACGUGAUGCAGCCACAGGGCAGUCCCUACUACCCGACAAACAAUCAUAACAACGUCACAGGCGGGUACUACGAGCAGGUCCCGCGGCCGGGCCCGGAGAUGCUCAUCGCCAAACAAAACGCACUCGCCGCGCACACGCAGCUAUGGCAAAACACAAUGAAGCGGCCAUUCUUCUACAGUGAAAGUCCGCACUACAACAGUACCCCGAUCUUACACAGAUACGAGGACAUCUCAAGAAUACUUCAGUGAUGUGACAUUCCAAAGUUUCGCAAAAAAAAAAUAAUUAAAAAUAAUGAAGAAACAAAAAGUAUAUUGUAAAAACGAAUAAUUCUCUUCGCGACGAUAAUCUCUAAUAUCGUUUUAUUUUUUAAAAUAAAUAAUAGGAAUAAUUAUUAUUAUUAUUAUUAAUAUAUAUAUUUUUUAUUAUUUUAAAUUGUAAUUUAUAUUUCUUUUUAGCGCGCGGUCCCUUUGUAGUGAAUAAUUGAUAUAGAUCGUAUAUUUAUUUUUGUUAUUUCAUUUUUUUAUUUUAUUUUAUAUUCGUUGGGGACCAAACGUUAAAUUACUAUGCUACUUGUGAUAUAUAUAUUUGUUUUUAGUAUUAAAUGGGUUAAAAUAUUUUAGAUAUUUGGUUUUAAAAAAAAAACUAAUUUGAUUUCGUGAAAAAAUAGUUUCAACUUUUCGCCUAGGACUAGUUUAAAACUAAUUAUCUUGAUUCCUGUGAUUCCCGAAAGGGAAUGUUGGGAAUUCCUGUUUCCCGGAUUAGGAAUACCAUAUUUCUGUGCACCGUAAUAGAUGGAUACCUUUUUUAGUCACCAGAGGG
Messenger RNA from Spodoptera litura, 2234 nucleotides. RefSeq lists its product as uncharacterized. Gene Ontology annotation, molecular function: sequence-specific DNA binding. The record is from RefSeq and is a predicted model, not a curated record. NCBI's taxonomy places the organism in Eukaryota, Metazoa, Arthropoda, Insecta, Lepidoptera, Noctuidae.